CGCCGUUUUUUCCCCCGGAGCUGCCGACAUGCCGAUCGAUACGAGCGAUGCGCACAGUGGAGCAGCACCCGCGCAGCGGACCUGCCGUGUCCGGCAUACGUGGCCUUCUGGAGCGACACGUGUCAGCACCCGCCUCUUCUCCCUCUGCCGAUUCGCUCUGCUUUUUUAUUCGUCGGCGGUUCCUUGCUGGUCUUCUUGAGUUGGCGGACGGAAAAGAAAGAAACACGCCACAGAGUCCGGAGGGGAGACGUCGUGAAGUAUUGAGUUUCUUACGUCGGGUGCGGCGGCGGCUCGAGGGCAAGUUGGGUUGGAGCCGUGGAUCGGAGCUUCUCGCCGGCGGAAGUGGAUUUCCUUCUUUUUCCUAGGGAAGCGACGGCCAGUUCUUGCGGAAAUCUCCUACAGAUUUGGCGUCCUGAUCUUAUUUCAGCGGACCUAUUUUAUCAGAGCUUGAGGCUUUUCCCGCCCCCUCUAAUUACAGAUCGUACUUUGAGAAUUUAUUAAGUAUUUGCAAGGUUAAAUGAUUGACCAUUUCCCUCCAAUCAAGGAUGGUGUCAUUGUUAAAAGGAUGUAGUUUCUUGUCAUGAUUUCUUGAGCUCAAGAUUCUAAUUCAAUUGGGUCAUCAACGUCAAUGAUGGACUGGUUGAAGGAUCAAUUUAACAUGUAUGUGUUCAGUUUGUACAGUGAAUCUCCUAAACCAUCAGAAUUCUGGAUCCCCAUUGCUGCAUAUCUCGCUGUUGGAAUACUCAGUCUUUUGAUGUUUUUGUACCUUUUCUCGCUGUGGAGGCGAAAGAUCAGUGUAAGCUGGAUGAAAGUGAUUGCCAGAUCAAAAAGGAGAAACUUUGAAAGAAAUCAAAAGGUCCCUACUGCUGAGCAUAUAUGGUCUGCAGAAUCUCUACUUCGUGCAAAAGGACUGAGGUGCUGUGUAUGCCUAGAAUCUAUUUCACCUGCUCAGCCCCUUGGGACAGUGAUAACAUCAGAGAACAUGGUUCACCGCUGUGAUGUUUGUGGUGCCGCUGCGCACACAAUCUGCUCUUCAAACUCUCAGAGGGACUGCAAAUGCGUCUCAUUGUUGGGUUGGAAGCAUGUAGUCCAUCAAUGGACUGUGCUGUGGACUGAUAUAGCUGACCAGCCUGAAGAAGCUCAGUAUUGUAGCUACUGUGAGGAGCCAUGCAAUGGGUCUUUUCUUGGAGGUCCAAUAUAUUGCUGCAUGUGGUGCCAACGGCUGGUGCAUGUUGAUUGCCACUCAAGCAUGUCUACCGAGACAGGUGAUGUUUGCGACCUCGGUCCAUUCCGACGCCUUAUUCUUUCCCCGCUUUUCGUCGGGACCAAGAACAAGCCUAGUGGGAUUUUGAGUUCUAUAACUCAAGGUGCAAAUGAGCUUGCAUCCACCGUACGGGGACAUCUUAGGAGCCGAGGUAAAAGGCAGAAAUAUGACAACAGAUUGCCUUCUGACUCUACCGCCGGUGAGAGUAAUGACGAUUCAUCAAGCGAUACCGCACCAUAUUCUAAUCAGAGGGUCAAGGAAUUAAAAGCAAAUGUUGGCAGUGUUCAGAGGUAUGCUGAGAAUGAACAUGACAGUAGCGAGAGUGAUUGUAAAGAAGUUGUAUCAGAACCGAGAAGACUCCAUAAUGAUGACACAGGGGGAGACAAACUCAAGUAUGUGUUGACUGAUCCGCCUGCUGAUGCCAGACCUCUUCUAGUAUUUAUCAACAAGAGAAGUGGAGCUCAGCGUGGAGAUUCUCUCAAGCACCGGCUACAUUUCCUUUUGAACCCAGUGCAGGUGUUUGAGUUGAGUUCAUCACAAGGGCCAGAGGCAGGAUUGUCGUUGUUCCAAAAGGUACCACAUUUCAGAAUCCUUGUAUGUGGCGGCGAUGGUACUGUUGGUUGGGUUCUUGAUGCAAUAGAUAGGCAAAAUUAUGCAUCACCUCCGCCUGUUGCGAUUCUUCCAGCUGGCACUGGCAAUGAUCUUUCAAGGGUUUUAUCAUGGGGUGGUGGCCUUGGUGCCGUUGAGAAGCAAGGGGGACUCUGCACGGUUCUACACGACAUAGAGCAUGCGGCAGUCACCAUUCUAGACAGAUGGAAGGUUACAGUAGAAGAUAAGCAAGCAAAGAAUGUGCUCCUCGUCAAGUACUUGAAUAAUUAUCUAGGAAUCGGUUGUGAUGCAAAGGUUGCACUUGACAUUCAUAAUCUCCGCGAGGAAAAUCCAGACAAGUUCUACAGUCAGUUCCUAAACAAGGUGCUGUAUGCAAGGGAAGGCGCAAAGAGUAUCAUCGAUAGGACAUUUGCAGACCUACCUUGGCAAGUUAGGCUGGAGGUUGAUGGAGCUGAGAUCGAUAUACCAGAGGAUUCGGAAGGCAUCCUCAUUGCGAACAUCCCAAGCUAUAUGGGAGGGGUUGACUUGUGGCAAAAUGAGGAGGAGAAUCUCGACAACUUUGACCCACAGUCAAUCCAUGACAAGGUGCUUGAAGUAGUCAGUAUCAGCGGGACUUGGCACCUGGGCACACUUCAGGUUGGGCUUUCUCGUGCGCGAAGGAUCGCUCAGGGACAAUCGAUCAAGCUACGUUUCUCUGGUCCUUUCCCGGUUCAGGUGGACGGGGAACCUUGGGUCCAGCACUCGUGCACGCUGAAGAUAUCCCAUCACGGACAGGCUUUCAUGCUAAAGCGAGCAAUCGAGUCUUCCCUUGGUCAUGCGACCGCGAUCGUCACGGAUGUGCUUGAACACGCCGAGACCAGCCAAGUGAUCACCGCGUCACAGAAGAGAGCCCUCCUCCAAGAAAUGGCCCUAAGGCUCGCUUAAAUCCUUGCCGGUUUGCACGAGGCGAACGCCGCGGAGUAUUAAUUGCUUCAUGUGAGGUUCACUUGUCGGACCUUUCUGCUGGCGGAAGACCUGUGACUGAACCGCAACGGCAGGAGCACCUUGUCCUCGGCUCGACGGUGGUAUGAAACCCAGGAAGGCUGUUGGCUGAACGUGCAAAGGGAUGUGUACAGUGUGGUUGUUGUGUUGUGUGUGGACAUGAUGUAGGUCUUUGUGAAAUCACGGAACGCCUCUGGCUCUGGGUGCUGAAGCGUGCAAAGGAAGAUGGUGUUCUUGUCUGAUAUUUGGUCGGGACCAAACUGCAUCUAUCUGAAGAUUGCAGCAGACUUGUGUAAUUAAGUUGAGAUGAAAUCAGCUAUGCAAUGGAACGCGUGGAGUUAUGAUGAAGAAUUCGACGUUGAUCAAGCAUCGGAUGGCAAAUCCACUAUGUUUUCCUUUUCUCUCAUUUUCUUCUCGUUUGUAAGGCUAUAGGCCAGGGUUUUGGAGGCUUGUAAACCAUUAUGAUGUACUUCCUCCGUAAACUAAUAUUAAAACGUAUUGGGCUCGUA
This is a messenger RNA of Hordeum vulgare subsp. vulgare (domesticated barley), 3363 nucleotides long. Its product is annotated as diacylglycerol kinase 1-like. Gene Ontology annotation, molecular function: ATP-dependent diacylglycerol kinase activity. The transcript is spliced from 8 exons. The coding region runs from base 629 to 2797 and encodes 722 amino acids. NCBI's taxonomy places the organism in Eukaryota, Viridiplantae, Streptophyta, Magnoliopsida, Poales, Poaceae. The record is from RefSeq and is a predicted model, not a curated record.